AUGUUCCCGACAGGCGUGGAUCAGGCUCAGCUUGAUCCUGAAAAGUCAGUCAUUGACUGUUCUGUGUCGUCCCAAGAUUACUCGUUAUUACGCCAUACCACCACGUUUCACGAUGACAGUAACGAUGAUAGGAGAACGGCACAUGCCACGGUGAGCGCUAUGCAACUGGAAACAUUCUCAAUCAGGACGCUGCCACCACCAAAUCAAACUGCCGUCAUCAGGGGGAAGAUUUCUGGUUGCACCUUGGCUGAUACUGAGAAGAAACCCGGUGUUGUGCUACUGCUGAACACCAACACCGCCUUCAUGGAUAUGGCACUGAAUCUGUUGGAGAGUAUCAAGCGGACCGGUGUCUGCCUGAACACCACAAUCAUCGCAGAGGAGAAGAACGCCUACCUGGCUCUGCUCAGUGCUACCAAGGGCGACCCAGUGAUAACCGUGCUGAAAUCGGCCGAGGGAGAAGCCUCAUCGAAAAAGCUCCGCAUUUUCACCCCAGAAUACAACCGCCUUGUGAACAGACGCCACAAGUACAUCCUGUCCCUGUUGCAACAUGGAUUCGAGGUUUUCUUCACGGACGUGGAUACCUUCUGGUUCCAGGAUCCUUUCUCGUAUUUCCAAGGGGACUUUGACAUGUCUCUUGUGGAUGAGCGCUCCCCUUACCCGACCAGACUGCAGAAUAGGUCCUUGCACUGCGCCGGCUUGGGCUACUUCAAGCCAACAAACAAGACCAUCAUGUUUGUCAAGAAGUGGGCGGAAAUACUGGCGGAUCCGAAGCACAGGGGAUCCGACCAGAACAUCCUGAAUGACCAGCUGCACAAGGACCAGCCGGUACGCGUUGACGUCAGACCCUUGCCCGUCAAGCAUUUCCCACACGCUAAUGUGUUUUGGCAACCGAAGUGGAGGAGGGAAAACAACGACACGGUAAUAAUGCACAAUGUGGGAUAUAAGGUACGUGGCCACGACGCAAAAGUGGCCAAGUUCAAGGAAAACAACAUGUGGCUUGUCAACGUCACUGAACCCAACCGCGGUACUAGCUGCAUAAAAAUUGGUCAUCAGAACCUGUACACCUUUAAGAAUGCUUUGGGAAUAACAUACGUAGUAAUUCCACUGAUUACUUCGAGGACAAUUUUUUUCACCAUUUAUUGA
Patiria miniata (bat star) is the source of this 1143-nucleotide messenger RNA. Its product is annotated as UDP-D-xylose:L-fucose alpha-1,3-D-xylosyltransferase 1-like. NCBI's taxonomy places the organism in Eukaryota, Metazoa, Echinodermata, Asteroidea, Valvatida, Asterinidae. The record is from RefSeq and is a predicted model, not a curated record. The transcript is spliced from 2 exons. Gene Ontology annotation, molecular function: glycosyltransferase activity. Gene Ontology annotation, cellular component: Golgi apparatus. Bases 1 to 1143 code for a protein of 380 amino acids.